Molecule: messenger RNA, 3852 nt
Organism: Physeter macrocephalus (sperm whale)
Lineage: Eukaryota; Metazoa; Chordata; Mammalia; Artiodactyla; Physeteridae
Gene: CFAP57
Product: cilia and flagella associated protein 57
Molecular function (GO): protein binding
Source: RefSeq, a predicted model, not a curated record
AUGUCCACUGUGGUAGCUCAGUCGCUGCAUGUUUUUGGUCUUCGAUCCCACGUGUCCAACAAUGUGUUCUUCUUCGAUGAACAGAUCAUUAUAUUUCCUUCAGGAAAUCACUGUGUGAAGUACAAUGUGGAUCAGAAGUGGCAAAAAUUCAUUCCAGGCUCAGACAAGAGUCAGGGCAUGUUGGCCUUGUCCAUCAGUCCCAAUCGGCGAUACCUCGCUAUCUCCGAGACUGUGCAAGAAAAACCUGUCAUCACCAUUUAUGAAUUGUCAGCCGUUCCUUGCCGAAAGCGCAAAGUCCUUAAUAAUUUUGACUUCCCAGUUCAGAAGUUCAUUUGCAUGGCUUUUUCUCCAGACUCCAAAUACCUCUUGACCCAGACCUCACCUCCAGAGUCAAACCUUGUCUAUUGGCUGUGGGAAAAACAGAAAAUAAUGGCCAUCGUUAGAACUGAUACCCAGAACAAUGCUGUCUACCAGGUGAGCUUCAAUCCCCAGGAUAACACUCAGAUUUGUGUCACUGGAAAUGGGAUGUUUAAGCUUCUCCGUUUUGCUGAGGGAACCCUGAAGCAAACUAAUUUUCAGAGGGGAGAACCCCAAAACUAUCUCGCCCACACCUGGGUGUCUGAUGACAAGAUUGUUGUUGGCACUGAUACAGGCAGGCUCUUCCUCUUUGAGUCUGGAGAUCAACGCUGGGAGACAAGUAUCAUGGUCAGGGAGCCCACCAGCGAGAUGAAGAACCUGGGGGUGAUCCAGGAAUCCGAGAGCCUGAUCGAAUUUCCAACAAUCACCUCCCCAGUCCCUUCCUACGAGCAGGUCAUGAUGGCCAGCAGCCACCACCAGCUCUCCCUGCCCCAGGUGUCUGCCAUCGCAGCCUAUUCCAAGGGAUUUGCCUGCUCUGCUGGGCCAGGGAGAGUUCUACUGUUUGAGAAGAUGGAAGAGAAGGAGUUUUACCGUGAGAGCAGGGAAAUCCGGAUUCCUGUGGACCCACGGAGCAAUGACCCGAGUCAGUCAGACAAACAGGACGUGCUCUGCAUGUGCUUCAGCCCCUCCGAGGAAACGCUGAUCGCCAGCACCAGCAAGAACCAGCUCUACAGCAUCACCAUGUCCCUGACGGAGAUCAGCAAGGGGGAGCCUGCCCACUUUGAGUAUCUGAUGUACCCGUUACACUCAGCAUCCAUCACUGGUCUAGCUACUUGCAUCCGCAAACCCCUCAUUGCCACCUGCUCUGUGGAUCGGUCUGUUCGCAUCUGGAAUUACGAAUCAAACACCCUGGAACUAUUUAAGGAAUACCAAGAAGAAGCUUAUACAAUCAGCCUUCACCCAUCUGGACACUACAUUGUAGUAGGGUUUGCUGACAAACUACGCCUUAUGAAUCUACUCAUUGAUGAUAUACGUUCUUUCAAAGAAUACUCUGUCAGAGGGUGCAAAGAGUGUUGCUUUAGCAAUGGAGGUCACCUGUUUGCUGCAGUCAAUGGGAAUGUGAUUCACGUUUUUUCCACCACCAGCCUGGAGAACGUCUCGAAUCUGAAAGGACACACAGGGAAGAUUCGUUCAGUUGCGUGGAAUACAGAUGACAGUAAACUGAUUUCUUGUGGCACAGAUGGUGCUGUAUAUGAAUGGAAUCUGUCCACAGGAAAGAGAGAGACAGAAUGUGUGCUUAAGUCCUGCAGCUACAACUGUGUUACCAUCUCCCCUGAUGGCAAAAUCAUCUUUGCUGUUGGAUCCGACCAGACUCUCAAGGAGAUAGCAGAUUCUUCAGUCCUUCGAGAGAUGUCAGCAUUUGACGUCACCUACACAGCCAUCGUCAUCUCCCAUUCCGGGCGCAUGAUGUUUGUGGGCACCUCGGUGGGAACCAUUCGUGCGAUGAAGUACCCGCUGCCUCUGCAGAAAGAAUUCAACGAGUACCAGGCCCAUUGCGGUCCUAUCACCAAGAUGUCACUCACCUUUGAUGACCAGUUCCUGCUGAGCGUCGCCGAGGAUGGCUGCCUGUUCACCUGGAAGGUCUUUGAUAAGGAUGGUCGGGGAAUCAAGCGAGAGAGGGAGGUGGGCUUUGCUGAAGAGGUGCUGGUUACCAAGACGGACAUGGAAGAGAAGGUUCAGGUUAUGUUGGAGCUGAAGACUCGUGUGGAAGAAUUAAAAAUGGAGAAUGCGUAUCAACUUCGACUAAAGGACAUAAACUAUUCUGAGAAGGUUAAGGAGCUAACAGACAAGUUCCUCCAGGAAAUGGAGUCCUUGAAAACGAAAAACCAGAUUUUAAGAACAGAAAAAGAAAAGCAGGAUGCCCUCCAUUAUGAACGCAUGGACGACCUCCUGGAAAAACAGAGCCGGGAACUGCAGGACUUGGAAUGUUGCAACAACCAAAAGUUGCUUCUAGAGUAUGAGAAGUACCAGGAGUUGCAGCUCAAGUCCCAGAGGAUGCAGGAAGAGUAUGAGAAACAGCUUCGAGAUAAUGAUGAGACCAAGAGCCAGGCCCUGGAGGAGCUGACUGAGUUUUACGAGGCCAAACUGCAGGAGAAAACCACCCUCCUGGAAGAGGCGCAGGAAGAUGUCAGGCAGCAGCUGCGUGAGUUUGAAGAGACCAAGAAGCAGAUUGAAGAAGAUGAAGACCGUGAGAUCCAAGAUAUCAAAACCAAGUAUGAGAAGAAGCUUCGGGAUGAAAAGGAAGCAAACCUGCGGCUCAGAGGAGAAACGGGCAUCAUGAGGAAGAAGUUCAGCAGCCUGCAGAAAGAGAUUGAAGAGCGAACCAACAACACUGAGAUUCUGAAGGGAGAGCAGGUGAAGCUGCAAGGAGUCAUCAAGUCCCUGGAGAAGGACAUCCUGGGUCUCAAGCAGGAGAUCCAGGAAAGAGACGAGAUGAUUCAAGAUAAGGAGAAGCGAAUCUAUGAUCUGAAAAAGAAAAAUCAAGAACUAGAGAAAUUCAAGUUUGUGCUUGACUACAAAAUAAAGGAGCUGAAGAAGCAAAUAGAACCUCGAGAGAAUGAGAUCAAGGUGAUGAAGGAACAGAUUCAAGAGAAUAGCCCCCUGCUCCCGUGGCCCCAGAGGGUCAAGAUUCCCUCACACAACUUCACAAAGAGAGCAAGGAAGCUGCUUUUCUGCAGAACCUUGCCUCAGAUGGAAACUGAACUGGAGCAUUUCCAUAAGCAGAACACACAGCUGGAGCUGAACAUCACAGAAUUGUGGCAGAAAUUAAGAGCUACUGAUCAGGAGAUGCACAGAGAGAGACAAAAGGAGCGGGACUUGGAGGCGCUGGUCAAACGGUUUAAGACGGACCUUCACAACUGUGUGGCGUACAUCCAAGAACCCCGGCAGCUGAAGGAGAAGGUCCGCGCUCUCUUUGAGAAGUACGUGCAGCGGGCAGACAUGGUGGAGAUCACAGGGCUGAACUUGGACCUGCAGCAGGAGUACACCCGUCAGCGGGAGCACCUGGAGAGGAGCCUGGCCACUCUCAAGAAGAAGGUGGUCAAGGAGAGUGAGCUGCACCACGCGGAUUAUGUCCGCAUCAUGCAGGAAAAUGUCUCCCUGAUCAAGGAGAUUAAUGAGCUCCGCAGAGAGCUGAAGUUCACCCGCUCCCAAGUCUAUGACCUUGAAGCAGCCCUGAAACUGACCAAGAAAAUUCAACCACAAGACGUUCCAGAGGCAGUGUCCAGCAAAGACUUGCCAGGCAUGCCUCCCACCAUGAGACUGAAUGAGCAAGAAGAAACUGGGAGAAUCAUUGAGAUGCAGCGCCUGGAGAUCCAGCGUCUCAGAGACCAGAUCCAAGAGCAAGAGCAGGUCCCAGGCUUCCACUCCUUUGCCAGGAUGCAGCUGCCUCCCCUCCUGGGGGCAGAAGCAGACUUAAAGCUGCAGGCCAAGUGA